AUGAAGAUUAACCAGGACACUGUGCUGCAAGGACAGAGGGUGACCCUGGUGCCAUACACUUCUGCACACGUGCCCCGGUACCAUGAGUGGAUGCAGUCAGAGGAGCUGCAGCGCCUGACCGCCUCUGAACCACUCAGCCUGGAGCAGGAGUAUGAGAUGCAGCGCAGCUGGCGGGACGACGCAGACAAGUGCACCUUCAUUGUGCUGGACACGGAGCGGUGGUUCGGGCAGGCGGGUGCAGAAGAGGACUGCAUGGUGGGGGAUGUGAAUAUCUUCCUCACCGACACUGAGGAUCCGACUUUGGGCGAGAUUGAAAUUAUGAUUGCAGAGCCCAGCUACCGAGGCAGGGGUUUUGGCAAGGAGGCAACUCUAACGAUGCUGUCCUAUGGAGUGAGAAACCUGGGGAUCACCAAAUUUGAGGCUAAGAUUGGUCAGGAAAACGAAGCCAGUAUCUGCAUGUUCAAAAAGCUUCAUUUUAAAGAGGUUGCUGUGAACAGCGUUUUCCAAGAGGUGACGCUGAGGCUGGAUGUCAGCGACCAGGAGAGACGAUGGCUCCUGGAACAGACCAGCCAUGUGGAAGAGAAGAGCUACAUUGAACUGAAGCUGCCAGCUGAGGUGCUGGAGACCUGA
Phaethon lepturus (White-tailed tropicbird) is the source of this 630-nucleotide messenger RNA. RefSeq names its product N-acetyltransferase 9 (GCN5-related, putative) (gene NAT9). NCBI's taxonomy places the organism in Eukaryota, Metazoa, Chordata, Aves, Phaethontiformes, Phaethontidae. The coding region runs from base 1 to 630 and encodes 209 amino acids. Gene Ontology annotation, molecular function: N-acetyltransferase activity. The transcript is spliced from 6 exons. Gene Ontology annotation, biological process: protein acetylation. The record is from RefSeq and is a predicted model, not a curated record.